Phytophthora nicotianae INRA-310 is the source of this 1633-nucleotide messenger RNA. RefSeq names its product CK1/CK1 protein kinase, variant 2. Gene Ontology annotation, molecular function: ATP binding; protein serine/threonine kinase activity. The transcript has 4 exons. The coding region runs from base 134 to 1114 and encodes 326 amino acids. Gene Ontology annotation, cellular component: cytoplasm; nucleus. Gene Ontology annotation, biological process: peptidyl-serine phosphorylation; signal transduction; endocytosis. The record is from RefSeq and is a predicted model, not a curated record. NCBI's taxonomy places the organism in Eukaryota, Oomycota, Peronosporomycetes, Peronosporales, Peronosporaceae.
ACAACAAGCCUGUCGCAAUAGCCGAUCCGAUCCAAAGUUUUUAAGCACAACAGCAAAGUAGCCAUGGAGGGGACGACGCUCAAGACGUGGCGGCUGGGCAAGAAGCUCGGAUCGGGGGCGUGCAGUGACGUCUAUGCAGGUAAACCCUUUUUUUUUACUUCAUAUCUUGACCCAAUUCUCAUGCCGUAACCCUCUCUGUGUGCUGCAAUAUGCUGCAGUGGAGUCUGUGAAUCCGCUUGGCAGCGACGCUGGCCGUGAUUUUGUCAUGAAGCUCUCACCGCUCCCGCAACUCCCGGCCGCCAAGCUCAAAAACAAGAAAAGGAAGAAGACACCGGCGGAGCGCAACGCCGACGCGCUGUAUGCCGAGCACCUGCUGUACAAGAACCACCUGAGAGACCAGCCUGGAAUCCCUUACGUGCCCAUGGGGGGAUAUGGAGAAGACAAGGGAUAUCGCUACCUGGUGAUCGAGCGGCUUGGGCGAACGCUGGAGACGGUGCUGAUGGAGCAAGGGCCUGUCCCGUCGGCCACAGCAGCUCGACUAGGCCUAGAAAUUUUGGAGACGCUGCAGCAGAUGCAUGUAAAGAACAUCCUGUACGUGGACGUGAAGCCUGAAAACUUCAUGCUCGACACGCACAGGGAGAACAAAGUGUACUGCGUCGACUUUGGCAUCUCCGAUCGUUAUGUCACCGCUACAGGCAAGCACAAGGACUAUAAAGAAGGAACAGUUGUGGGAACACCGACCUUCCUGAGCUUGAGCUGCCACAACGGCGCAACUUCUAGCCGCCGAGAUGACAUCGAGUCAUUGCUGUAUGUACUCAUCUACUUGAUGCGAGGCGAUCUUCCGUGGCAACAAGCGUCCAGUGAUGCCGAAGGAGCCAAGAUCAAGAAGACGACCUCAGUGGAACAUCUGUGCGCUUCGCUGCCUAGUGAAUGGAGCACAAUGCUGAAGCAGAUUCGGGAGUGCGGCUUCGAGGAUCGACCAGACUACGACUUCUACGUGCAGCAGUUCUCAAGGCUAGGUGGUAAAAAGGGCUUGACAACGCCGUUCGAGUGGGGCGCACGCAAGACGAGCAAAGCGGUUCGUCUACAGUUACUGAAGGCAUGUAUGUACUGACUAACGCCUCUCGUGAAUCUUAAUGUCAUGAAGGCUGCUAAGGUUGCUGCUGCAUCGCAAGAGUCCACCACCGACAGCCCCGUGCGCAAGCGUGUGAAAAGCGUGGAUGAAGAUCUCACAGCGCCUCCACCUACCGCAGCCAAGGCAAAGAAGGCCACUGCUCCUGAGAAAAAGAAAACUACUCCUCGUCAUAGCAAGCAACCAAAGAAAGCGUCAGCACCUGCUUCAAAGGUCAGGAAGACGAACAAGAAGGACCAAAAGCACGACGACGAUGAUGUUGAAGUCGAAGGUGUGGGUGUGGGUGGCGUGCGGCCCCAAGACCGAGAAGUGUUCAAGGCCAUUGCUGGCCACGCUGCCGCUACCGCCGCCGUGAAGCGGUACAAUUUACGCUCAGCUCGUUGAGAGUAUUGAGAGUACAGGAUACAGCAACGCACAGGGGAGGUCAAGCAGCAUUAGCACACCAGUACUUUGGUCUAUUCACUAAAUAAAAAAAAUACAAUAUCUUUCGCCCAAAAGACA